This is a messenger RNA of Equus quagga, 549 nucleotides long. Its product is annotated as MAP kinase-activated protein kinase 2-like. Gene Ontology annotation, biological process: vascular endothelial growth factor receptor signaling pathway; inflammatory response; peptidyl-serine phosphorylation. Gene Ontology annotation, cellular component: cytoplasm; nucleus. The record is from RefSeq and is a predicted model, not a curated record. NCBI's taxonomy places the organism in Eukaryota, Metazoa, Chordata, Mammalia, Perissodactyla, Equidae. The coding region runs from base 1 to 549 and encodes 182 amino acids. Gene Ontology annotation, molecular function: calcium-dependent protein serine/threonine kinase activity; ATP binding; mitogen-activated protein kinase binding. The transcript is spliced from 8 exons.
AUGGCCCAGGGCCACUGUGAACAAACGGAGACGACAGGUGACAUGUGGUCCUUGGGUGUCAUCAUGUACAUCCUGCUGUGUGGGUAUCCCCCCUUCUAUUCCAACCACGGCCUUGCCAUCUCUCCGGGCAUGAAGAGUCGCAUCCGAAUGGGCCAGUAUGAACUUCCCAACCCUGAAUGGUCAGAAGUAUCAGAGGAAGUGAAGAUGCUUAUCCGGAACCUGCUGAAAACAGAGCCCACUCAGAGGAUGACCAUCACGGAGUUCAUGAACCACCCCUGGAUCAUGCAAUCAACGAAGGUCCCUCAAACCCCACUGCACACCAGCCGCGUCCUGAAGGAGGACAAGGAGCGGUGGGAGGAUGUCAAGGAGGAGAUGACCAGUGCCAGGGAAGGAGGAGUUCUCUCAAGUGACAGGAGAGCUCAGAGGAUCAGGGUUCUUGUCACUGCUGACACCUCUGAUGUGAACCAAUCACCAACGCCCCCCUUCUCCCCAGACCCCGACACCAGCCGGAUCCCCCAGCCCAAGGAUGCCACAGCCCACUGUGGCUAA